UUCAAGGUCUUUUGUUUGUUUGUUUAGAAACAAAAAUGGAAUACUUUGUGUUCUAUUGUUUGGCACUUUGUUUGGUUGUUUUUGGAGUGGCAAAAGCUUUUCAUUCCAUUUGGUGGAAACCCAUAUCAGUGGAAAGACAUUUGAAAAGACAAGGAAUAAGAGGGAAUGCUUACAAGCCUUUGGUUGGUGAUGUCAAAGAGUAUGUGAGGAUGAUGACUGAAGCAUGGUCCACUCCUAUGAAUCUAGAUCAUCAGAUUGUUCAACGUGUCGACCCGUUCACAGCGGUGAACGCUGAAAAAUAUGGAAAGAUAUCUAUGUGUUGGUUUGGCACAAGUCCGAGAUUGAUAGUGAAGGACCCUGAGAUGAUGAAAGAAGUACUAACGAACAAGGUGGGUAGCUUUGAGAAGCCACCAUUGAGUCCACUUAUUUUGACGCUAACGAGAGGAUUAACUACUCUUAAAGGAAAUGAAUGGGCUAAACACAAGAGGAUCAUCAAUCCUGCUUUUCAUCUUGAAAGGCUCAAGGGAAUGAUGGCAGCCUUUAAUAUAAGUUGUAGCAACAUGAUAGAGGAGUGGAAGGAAAAGGCUGCUAAUCAAGACAGUGUUGAAGUGGAUGUGUGGCCUGAACUUCAGAGACUAACUGGAGAUGUUAUAUCAAGGGCUGCCUUUGGCUCCAACUUUGAAGAAGGGAAGAAGAUCUUCGAACAUCUCAAACAACUCACUCUUCUUACUCUAGAAGCUAUGCAGACCUUGUAUCUUCCUGGUUUCAGAUUUAUUCCAACGGCUAAGAAUAGGAAGAGAGAGAGACUGAACAAGGAGAUCAAAACCAUGAUUAGGAGUUUAAUUUUAAGAAAAGAAAGUUCCAUGAGCAACCAGGAAGAUAAUGCUGAUGACCUGUUAAGCCUGCUGUUGCAGUCAAAGAAGAAAGAAAACCAACAAGAAGGUGAUGGACUGACAAUUGAUGAAGUGAUGGAGGAGUGCAAGCAGUUCUACCUUGCAGGGCAGGAAACAACAGCAAGCUUGUUAAUAUGGACAGUCAUUGUCUUGGCCAUGCACUCAGACUGGCAAGAAAAGGCUAGGCAGGAGGUCUUGCAAUUUUGUGGAAAGAAUGAACCAACUUUUGAAUCUUUAAACCACUUCAAGAUUGUUACCAUGAUACUCUAUGAAGUCCUGAGGUUAUACCCACCAGUUAUUGGUCAAUAUCAACAUACUUAUGCAGAAAUAAAGAUAGGUGAAGUUUUAAUACCAGCUGGGAUUGAUGUUACUUUACCUACACUGCUUAUUCACCACGAUCCUGAGUAUUGGGGAGAAGAUGCAGAACAAUUCAAACCAGAGAGAUUCGCUUCAGGAGUUUCAAAGGCAAGCAAAGAUCAGUUGGCUUUCUUUCCCUUUGGCUGGGGACCUAGGACUUGCAUUGGACAAAACUUUGCCAUGUUAGAAGCUAAGGUAGCAUUGGCUAUGAUUCUACAGAAUUUCUCUUUUCAGCUUUCACCUUCUUAUGCACAUGCUCCCCAUACUGUCAUGACUCUUCAACCACAGCAUGGAGCCCAGCUGAUACUUCACCAACUAUAGAUUGUAUGCUUAUGAAGUACCACCUUUGAGGGAUGAAUGAAAUGUUUAACAUUUCACAAGCAGAAGAACUUCUGCAAAUCACCUAGCCUUGUUUUGUGCUAUGUUUCCCUUUAGAAAGAAAUGGUAAGAAUGAUUUCUUUGUAAAUAUGUUGUUUUUCAUUUUAAUCAAGAAUCGUGCAAAGAGAGUCAAUUUUUUUGUGCCCAGUUAAUAAUUUAAUGUUCGAAAUCAUUUCA
Cucumis sativus (cucumber) is the source of this 1805-nucleotide messenger RNA. Its product is annotated as cytochrome P450 CYP72A219. The transcript has 5 exons. The coding region runs from base 36 to 1571 and encodes 511 amino acids. Lineage: Eukaryota; Viridiplantae; Streptophyta; Magnoliopsida; Cucurbitales; Cucurbitaceae. The record is from RefSeq and is a predicted model, not a curated record. Gene Ontology annotation, molecular function: iron ion binding; oxidoreductase activity, acting on paired donors, with incorporation or reduction of molecular oxygen; heme binding.